Pocillopora meandrina is the source of this 441-nucleotide messenger RNA. The record is from the annotation of a GenBank genome assembly. Lineage: Eukaryota; Metazoa; Cnidaria; Anthozoa; Scleractinia; Pocilloporidae.
AUGGUGGUUAAAAAAUGCAGUGAACUAGGGAGUCACCUUGAUGUUGGCAAGCUCUGCCAAAUUUGUCGAAAAUAUGAUACACUUUAUGACAGACUUAAAAGAGACUGGGUGAAGAAAUACCUUAUUGUUGACAAAGUGGAUAUUGACAGUGCACCCUAAGAAUCUGGUGAUGAACAACAGCACGAGCAUAAAGCAAGUAGUAAUAGCAGUGAUCUGCAGCUUAGUUGGGCACUGCAUAAGCCAAGAAGUGAAGCUGUACAUUUCACUUGUGAGGUUAAGCAGUACUGGACAGCAAAAUUUGAUCUGGGAGAGAGAACUGGCAUCAAGGCAGAUCCCAGAAAAGUGGCCACAUGUAUGAGAGUGGCAAGAAACCCAGAUAGCUCCUGGAUGUUUGAAAGGAAGGACUGGCCAACUAAGACUCAGGUGCAGGGAUUUUUUUGA